Molecule: messenger RNA, 1750 nt
Organism: Guyanagaster necrorhizus
Lineage: Eukaryota; Fungi; Basidiomycota; Agaricomycetes; Agaricales; Physalacriaceae
Exons: 3
Coding region: 241-1542 (433 amino acids)
Biological process (GO): translation
Cellular component (GO): mitochondrial small ribosomal subunit; ribosome
Molecular function (GO): structural constituent of ribosome; RNA binding
Source: RefSeq, a predicted model, not a curated record
AUCGUGUCGUGGUCGAUGCAGAGUAUCCUGCGACAGCUUGGGUGGUGCAGUCCAGCGCAGCACAUUCUUCGACGUAGCCGAUAUUCUCUCUGCAGUCGUGCCUAUUCCGGAGCGCCCUUUGUUCCCCCGGCCCAGCUGGCAGAGCAGCCAAGGCUCAAGCUAACGAUAGACGCCAAUGGGGUGCCGGACUGGCAUGGAGCGACAACAGAAGAGGUGAAUGCUGCAAUAUCAGACGAUGCAAUGAAGGAGAUACUGCUUGAUCCAGAAAUUCGUGGCCAGUCGAAACUUGCGCCAGAGUCUCCUUCCUUCUACACUGGCCGCGCUCCCUACUACGACACCGUGACCUCCCUUCAAAUGGCCCUCGGCCAAAUACGAGCAACCCUCAAGACCCUCCAGCUCCUGCCUCUACCUUCAUUUGCUCGCGCCAGUCUUCUGCCUAUGCCCCCGUUGUGGAAGAAUCUUGAGGAAAUGUCUUCCGAGGUCGGAAUGAAACUCAAUACUACUCGCUACCGCCGUCUUCUUGUGGUUCUGAAUGAGCUGCAUGAAUGUCUCCGUAUAGCCACUACCGCAGGUCACACCGAGUUUGCAGAUAUGAUUGAACAGGUCGUGGCCAUGUUUGAACGUGGGGAGAGCCAGAAGGAAGAGUACAUGUCUCGUGGAAAGAGAACAAUAGCAGAAUUGGAUCAAUUUGGCCGCUCGUACACACUGGGCAGACGAAAGACCAGUUCUGCCCGUGUAUGGAUUAUUCCCGUUCAGAGCGCUCAACCAACACCUGAGCCUGACGUUACGCAGGCUACAACGACGGUGUCUCCAGAGGCCAUUUCUGAGACAGAAUUGCAUGACCUAUUCAGCGGUCUUUCUUCACAAGAGCCGUUGUCGCCAUCAGAGACCGACACAAACUCGUUUUCACCUUCCAUGUCCAGCGACUUCGAGGAGGCACCUGAAGCGGAAGAGACGGGAAAUACUACCCAGGCAUCCUUCCGAUCUAGCUUGGAUAGCCUUUUGCAGACCUCGGCCGAUUCAUAUGCGUCGCAGGCUUCUCUCGUCGACGAGGACGGGCCCAUACUUCAGAACGACUCAAUUCCCGAGGGUUUUGACGAUUCUUCUUCACUUCCCAACGAUGACCACCAUCCUCUCAUUCAUGACGGCUCAGACACCCGAAUCCAGACAUUGCAGCAUUCCCAGCGAACAAAUUCCAACGUAAAAGUUGUUGAUGUACCCGCCACGACAAUACUUGUCAAUAACCUCCCGUUAUCACAAUAUUUUCCGAAAAUUGUUGACCGGGAACGCGUUGUGUAUCCCCUGAAGGUCGCAGGUGUUCUCGGAAAAUUCAAUGUUUUUACUAUAGCGCGUGGGGGUGGUUCCACCGGACAAACUGGUGCUAUUGCACAUGGCAUCGCGAAAGGGUUGUUGGCUCACGACCAAGAACUCCUAACAGUUCUGCGCAAAGCUAAUCUGAUCAAGCGUGAUCCCCGUGUGGUGGAGAGAAAAAAGACUGGUCUUGCCAAGGCCAGGAAGAGGUAUACCUGGGUCAAACGCUAGUUUCGAGGCUUGACUUGAUAUUACAAAUCCAUCCCAGACAUGCACAACGCGUGAGAUAGGGUGUAUUUACUAAAGAUAAUAAACAUACAAUAAAGGUCAGAAAGAAACCCAUACAUAAGAUAAUUCGAAGUGAGUAAUAACAAAAUAAACAUCAUCAUUGGAAAUAUAUCUGCAAAACAUCGUUUUGUCCAAAAGCCAGGUUACAGGA